GUCCCCUCUUGGUAAUUUAAAUAGCCCCCUUACGGAAUUUGAUGAAUAGAGUCGCUGUCAAAAGCGUUAGACGGAGAGGAGAGCUGGCUGACAGACAGACAGCUGUGACAGAGAGCGGAGGAGCACGAGCUGCGUCAUGUCUCGUUCUCACGCGUACAUCUAGUUAUUUAUCCGCGGAGUUGGACGUCGGGGAGAGUUUGCUCAACUGUUACCGUCCCGGGCUUAAUGUUCCGUGGCUAAUCCUGUUUUGUUCUUUUCUGGAGAGAUAUGGAUCCCGGAGCAUGUCGAGCUUAAGUGUGGGUUCACAGCUUUGAGCGUGCGGAGGCUGAAUAUUUCCCCAGGUUCAAAAAGUUCUCUCGUCAGGAGGAAAAGCUUUGUCUCCGCAAGGGUGAGUGAACCUUGAUUGGUUACACCCGUCUCACCCAUCCUGUGUAUUAGGAGCCUCAGAGGGCCACAUCAUCAUGGUGAACAGUCAAGUGCCAGGUGUACCGUCAGACCCCAGGUCUUGUGCAGGAUGUGGGGGGAAGAUUGCCGACCGCUUUCUGCUCUUCUCCAUGGAGCGCUACUGGCACACGCGCUGCCUCAAGUGCUCUUGUUGCCAAGCCCAGCUGGGGGACAUUGGUACCACCUGCUACAGCAAAGGGGGCAUGAUUCUUUGUCGGAGCGACUACAUCAGACUGUUUGGGCACAGCGGGGCGUGCAGUGCCUGCAGCCAGUCAAUUCCAGCCAACGAAAUGGUGAUGAGGGCACAAGGAAAUGUUUACCACCUCAAGUGUUUCAGCUGUGCCACUUGCAGGAACAGACUAAUGCCUGGCGAUCGCUUCCAUUACAUCAACGGUACAAUUUUCUGUGAGCACGACAGACCGGGUGCUGCCUUGCUCAACAGCCACCUGCCGGCACUCCAGAGCAGCUCUGUGCUGACAAACCAGAAGGUAUGCUGAGUGGCAAAUGUGCCAUGCGCUGCCCUCGCCUUCCUCUCCAAAGCUUCACUCCUUCCUUCUCUUGUGCUACUGUUGCUGUUGUCGUGGAUUCCCAUCACGACCCACCUGCUUCUCAUCCCCUCCCAGAGUGGACACAGUUUCUCAGUUUCUCACUCAAGAUAUCCCACGGCUUGUCAUACCAGAGAGACCCUCUGUACUACAUGCAAAGUCCCAUCUAUGUUGUGGUCAAUGGUAAAGUGGUUUGUGCAUUAUGCAAAGACUCAGGAGUUGCACUAGCAAAAGGCCCUUAAAGGACAAAAGGCUGGAUGCCAAGUGGAAGAGAGCAAAAGCUGCUUGAGUGAACAUCUAAUGGACUGCUGUAAAAUGACUGAAGUUUUGCUUGAUGCCUUGUGGCAUUUUUUUCCCCCUGAGCAUCACUGUUUUAAUUUUUUAAUUUUAUUUUAUUUUAUUACUAAACUCCUGAUUUCGCUCUUACGUACAUGUUCACUUGGAGAUCUGACACAAAGGAGAUAAAAUUGAUGGAUGACAAAAAUCUGAAAAUAUUCAGUCAUUGGAAAUCCUUCAACCCACACCAGAAACUUUUAAAGCCUGUCGCUGCUUCGUCAUGUAUCGAUUUCUCUUGUGCCCUGCACAUCGACAAAAUAAAACAAACCCGUGAAACUUUUUA
This is a messenger RNA of Oreochromis niloticus (Nile tilapia), 1608 nucleotides long. RefSeq names its product LIM domain transcription factor LMO4-B (gene lmo4lb). The transcript is spliced from 5 exons. NCBI's taxonomy places the organism in Eukaryota, Metazoa, Chordata, Actinopteri, Cichliformes, Cichlidae. The coding region runs from base 462 to 941 and encodes 159 amino acids. The record is from RefSeq and is a predicted model, not a curated record.